Molecule: messenger RNA, 1636 nt
Organism: Ostrea edulis (European flat oyster)
Lineage: Eukaryota; Metazoa; Mollusca; Bivalvia; Ostreida; Ostreidae
Exons: 6
Coding region: 70-1536 (488 amino acids)
Source: RefSeq, a predicted model, not a curated record
UUGUGGCCCAGAUUUGCCGCGUCAUAAAGGUCAGAGAUUUCUGACCUCUACGUAGUCUGAAAAAUAGCCAUGCUGGCACCAGUUGUUUCUCUGUUGUCGCUGUUGAGUCUGUGUCGUGCCGAAUUUGAAAUAGCUUGUGUUUGCACAGUGCAGAAAACAGAGCAAUUUCACAUCGAGGAGUGUAACAGAUUAGACGAGCACAUUUUGCACGGAAAUUCAUUGGAAGGAGUUGAAUGGAGAUUUGGAGAGGACUGUUUGUCUACUGUGAAAGAAUUUAGUUUUGACAGAAGAUUUCUAAUUCCUCACGUUCUUGACGUAAACAUUGGUUCUGAUGGACUUAAAGUUGAUACAGCUGUAGGAAGCGCAAGCGUUGGAAAAGACGGCGUUGGAGUCGACACAGUUGUUGGGGGCGCAAAAGUGGGACCUAGUGGAGUCUCGGUAGAUACUGUUGCUGGUGGGGCUAGCGUCGGUAAAGAUGGCGUAUCGGGCAAUAUCAACACACCACUAGGUGGAGCUAGCGCUUCUGUUGGCACUGAUGGUCACGUGAGCGCUAGCGGAGACGUCAACGUUCCAAUGGUAGGAAGUUUAAACGGUAAUAUUGAUGUAGAUCACGGAAAAGUCAGUGGAGGUGGUGGUGGUUCAGUUACAAUUGACGGAGUUGAGGUUGGAGGUCAUGUUAAUGUUGAUAAAGAUGGGGGUGUCAGUGGAGGCGGCAGCGUUGGUGUAAACCUGGGUCCUCUCGCUCAUGCCUCGGUUGGGGUUGAUGUUGACUCUAGUGGUCAUGUAUCAACUGGAGUAGAAGGUCAUGCAGGUAUUGGUCCACUUAGUGUUGAUGGAAAAGUUUCAGUGGAUCAAAAUGGAAAAGUAACCGGGUCAGCUACUGGAGGUGCAAGUCUUGGUUCGCUUGGAAAUAUAGGUGGUAGCCUAAACGUCGAUUCAAGUGGUGUUUCUGGGGGUGCCACCGGAAAUGUGAAUGUUGGUGGUGCUAGUCUUUCAGGAAAUGUUAAUGCUGGACCUGGUGGAGUAAGCGGAGGGGCCACGGGUUCACUAAAUACAGGAAUCGGAUCGCUAAGUGGACAAAUUAGUGGUGGUUCUGGUGGCAUGUCUGGAAGCUUAAGUGGUUCUGCUAAUGUGGGAGGUCAAAGUGUAUCUGGGAGUGUGCAGGGAGGUGUUACAGGUGGCUCUUCAUCCAGUGGGUCUAGUUCCGGAAGUUCGUCGUCUUCCUCCAGUGGGUCUAGUUCCGGAAGUUCGUCGUCUUCCUCCAGUGGGUCUAGUUCCGGAAGCUCAUCCUCAUCCUCCAGUGUGUCCAGUUCCGGAAGCUCAUCCUCAUCCACCAGUGGCUCUGGCGGUGAUCCAAUGUCUUUUAUGUCAUCCUUUAACCAGGCUAUGAUACAAGGACCAAAGGCUUUUAUGCAAAUGUUGCAGAACAUGCAGAGUGGUUCUUCACAAAGCAGCCCCACUGGAUUUAAUCCUAUGACCUUCAAUCAGCAAGUUGGGACAGAAGCUUUCCUUCAACAAAUGGCAAAGACUGGGUAAAGCCUAUAGUCUGUAUGUAAGCGGUUAUUAGGCUCGGUGUUCCGCUUGUCUCGCUGUUUUUGUGUAUUCAUUUUUCAAAAUAAACUUUUUAAAAGAAUAA